Perca fluviatilis (European perch) is the source of this 3420-nucleotide messenger RNA. RefSeq names its product procollagen C-endopeptidase enhancer b (gene pcolceb). The record is from RefSeq and is a predicted model, not a curated record. Gene Ontology annotation, molecular function: protein binding. Lineage: Eukaryota; Metazoa; Chordata; Actinopteri; Perciformes; Percidae. The transcript has 9 exons. The coding region runs from base 98 to 1831 and encodes 577 amino acids.
UUUUGAACCUUGCGUCUCUCCACGCCUCUACUCUUGAUUCUCCCUCCUUCCUCUUCUUCUCCUCUCCCGUCUUUUCCUAACCUCUGAGGACAGCAGGAUGGAGGACAGGGUGUGGACUGUGUGCUUUCUUGUCAUUCUGACACUGGGAUGGACUGACGCUCAGAGUCACAACUUCACCAGGCCCAUCUUCCACUGUGGAGGCCACCUGGUCACAGACACAGGCAUCGUGGCCAGUGAAGGAUUCCCCAGUUACUACAAACCCAACAGUAAAUGCACCUGGUACAUCACUGUCCCAGAGGGCCACGUGGUCAUGCUGUCUUUCCGCCUCUUCGACAUGGAGGCUGACCCCACCUGUCGGUACGACUACCUGGACGUCUACAAUGGUCACACCCGCUUGGUGCAGAAGCUGGGUCGUUUCUGUGGGACGUUCCGGCCUGGAGCCCUCAUCUCCACCUCCAACACCAUGAUGUUAGACAUGGUGUCAGACGAUGCUACUGGAGGAAGAGGCUUUCUCGCUUCCUUUAGCGCAGGGAAGCCACAUGUGGAAGAGAAUCAGUUCUGUGGAGGACGUCUGACCAAAUCGCAGGGAUCUGUCAAGACGCCCAACUGGCCCAACUCUAAUUACCCAGCAGGCAUCAGCUGCUCCUGGCACAUCUCUGUAGAACCAAGCAAUGUGAUCGAGGUGAAGUUUGUGAAGCUGGACUUGGAGGCUGACAUGUACUGUCGCUACGACUACGUGGCAUUGUUCAACGGGGGAGAGAGGGAUAACUCGCGGCGGAUUGGUAAAUUCUGCGGAGAUAGGUCACCAGGAACAAUAGUGACAAACGGGAACGAGCUCCUUGUCCAGUUCAUCUCUGACCUAAGCGUAACGUCAGAUGGCUUCAUGGCCCACUACUCCAGUGUGCCCCGCGGGUCUCGGAUGCCCACCGUCGGGGGAGACUUCAUCUUUCGACCUGAGACGACCUCCUCAACGCCACAAAGAACAGUCGUGAAGCCAAACAAACCCACCAAACCAACCCCCAAACCUAGGCCUGGCCUCCAGCCUAAACCCACCCCAAAACCAACAAAAAAGCCACUAGUGAAGAUACCGCUGAAACCUCCACCACGCAAACCUAUUGUCAAGCCUGCAGUCAAGCCCACGGCUAAACCCAAACCAGCUAAACCCACACCUAAAGCACCUGUGAAAAAGCCUGCCUCUAAACCUGGAACUACACCUACAUCCAAACCUAAGAUUAUUAAGCCAGCGCUCAAACCAUUCUUGAAGCCUAAACCCACACGUAAGCCUGCACUGAAGACCAAGCCCACCUUAAAACCUGGUGUCAAACCAGUAAAGCCAACCUCCAAGAGUGGAGUUAAACCAACAGCCAAACCCAAGAUUAAGCCUAAGGUGACACCUAAACCUGGAGUUAGCAAAACAGUGACGAAGAAGCCUUUUGUGAGCAAGAAACCUUUACCACUGAACCCACUGUGUAUAAAAGCCUGUAAGAGGACAGGAACUCUCCAAUCCAGCUUCUGCCCUCAUGACUUUGUGAUUACGGGUAAGGUUACAUCUGUGACCACUGGUCCGAGGGGCUCAGCGACAGUUGAGGUAUACAUAAUCAAGGCCUAUAAGGCAGGACAACUGAACAUCACCAAAUCAGGGCCGAUCAUGUUGGUCACAUUGACCUCCACCUGCAAGAGAUGCCCUGGGCUACUCAAAGGCCGGAACUACGUGUUGAUGGGAAAUGUCGACGCACAGGGCAACGGCCUUCUCAGCCCCUCCAGCUUCACUCUCCUCUAUAAGCCCAUCCACGCCAAAGCACUGGCCAACCUCUCACGCAAAUCAUGCUAACAUUACAGGCCAGCCCACCAAAGAUGGACAGCCCUGACUAGCUGUCUGAAAACAUGUAACUUAACAUAAAGAGUGAAAAUAUUAUGCAAACCUAAUUUUUUACACAAUGCAAUACUGUCGUGAAAAUUAUUUAAAAGAAUAAACAUACAUCAGUAAGUAUAAUAUUUUGUAUUUUGUAUGUAAUUGUAUUUUAACAUUUCUAUGAUAAAACAUGGGCAUCAAUAAACCAUGAUUUUAAUAUUUCCUUCCUGGUAUUUUCCAUUAAGUAUGACAUGUAUAUCAGACACAGAUCAAAACACAGAUGAAGUUUAUUGUCAUUCCACCAACCACCCUGAAUUGGGAUCUACUGUGUAGGUUUGUUGUCUUUUAGUUCAAUCCAACUUUAUUUAUCCCCCACAAGGGCGUGCAUAAUCAUCAUCAUCAUUACCACCAUCAGUCUUGCUUUGAAUCGUAUCCUAAAUAUUAAGAAAUAGAAACCCGACUUAUGAAUGAGUUUUCUUUUUUUUUUUUUUAUCUUUUUCUGCUGGAAAAUAAAUGCAUCUUGCAGAUAUAGGUUCCCCUUCCCCCUUUGUGCUAAGCUAAGCUAACCAGCUGCUAGCUAUAGCUUCAUUUUAACAGUACAGACAUGAGAAUGGUGUCAUUCUUCUCAUCGAACUCAUGUGUAUAUAUAUAUAUAUAUAUAUAUAUACACACUCAAUAUAACAAAUUGGCAAAUAGGAGAAUUUAAUGAGUUUUCACAUUGUAAAAGAGACCAUGUGGUUUGUUGACCAGUAUCCCAUGUGUCUGUCUGGUAUCUGAGUGUUUGUUCAGUCAGUUUGUGCCAGGCAUUGCCCUCGUCAGCUUCGUAUAGAAUCCCCACCAAAUUUCCCGAUCUCUAUCAGCAGCUAUUAAUUCAUGUAAUGGGGACCUAUCUAGCUUUGUGGUGGCACUUGGAUGUUAUAUUUGAUGCCUUGUCAUCGUGGUCCCCAUUUUUCUGGUUUGGUAGUUUAAUGGUUACAUAAUUAUUUUUUUUUCCAUUAUGGAGGUGUGGACAGUUUAACAUGAGCUAUUUUAGUGCUAUUGAUUUUAAUUCAGAAUCAUUUUUCUCCAACUUAACUGGGUUUUCUUUAUGAGGCAUUGCAUGUCAUGUGGUAAGCUUUUUUCUUAACCACACUUUCGUCACACUCGUCUAUUAGUUUAUACUCAGCAGAAAUACAGUUUCUAUUUAACAUAUAAAUACAUUUCUAUUUUCAUUUCAAGAGUUAACAGGUUUAUUUCUCUUUUGCAAAUUCCCAUGCAUAUCAUAUCUCUGCUGAUUUGCUUUGCCUGUUUUUUUUUGCAUGCAUGCAUGUUUUUGUUCUUUUGCUGCAGCUGUUUUGCUUUGUCUGUUUGUAUUACUGCUUGUGUAUGCUAUCUUGUUCUGUUGUUGUAUAGCCCAAUGCUUGUGUGGCCUAUGUAAGUAGUGGAUGUGUUGGAAAUGUUUGGAUGUGUCUUUUUAAUUUUUGACAUUUCUUUUUUAGCCCCUCUCCCUCAAGAGGCUGUGUCUUUUGUCAGGCUGCCAUUGUAAAUAACAAUGUGUUUUUCUUAGUAAAUAAAAAAUAAAAGGCAAA